Molecule: messenger RNA, 5483 nt
Organism: Eleginops maclovinus (Patagonian blennie)
Lineage: Eukaryota; Metazoa; Chordata; Actinopteri; Perciformes; Eleginopidae
Gene: rxraa
Product: retinoid X receptor, alpha a
Exons: 11
Coding region: 236-1747 (503 amino acids)
Biological process (GO): cell differentiation; retinoic acid receptor signaling pathway; negative regulation of transcription by RNA polymerase II
Cellular component (GO): nucleus
Molecular function (GO): nuclear steroid receptor activity; zinc ion binding; nuclear receptor activity
Source: RefSeq, a predicted model, not a curated record
GGAGAGGAGCGAUAGCGAAGCAGCUGAGUGAGCAAACAGAGCUAGAAACAUUAGGUUAUCUUUUGAGACUUAUCACACAUCGACCUGUCACUUUUUACUGCUUCGUGCACGGUCUACUUGAAGAGGCGGAGAGAAGCAGCAGUAGCAGCCCGGUCCGGUGUGCUCGAGCAGCCGCCUGUGAGAAACUCCCAAACGCAGUCGUCUCAGCUGGCAUGAGCUAACCUACCAGACAGACAUGGAAACCAAACCGUUCCUGUCAUUGGGGUUCCUGAAGCCCCAGUGCUCGUUGGCUCCUCCCAUGCAGCGGGGUCGCUCGGGCGAGGCUUGUUCCUGUUUCAGCGGCAUGUGUCACCUCCAUCAGCGCCGCACAUCCUCAGGUUACCACUCUUCAGGCCAUCUGACCUCGUCGCCCCUGGGCUCCCCCACAUCCCACAGAGGAAUGCACCCGUCUCUAUUAAGCCCGACGUCCAUGGGGCACUCGGGCUCCCUGCACUCUCCCAUCAGCACGCUGAGUUCGCCCAUGAACGGCUUGACAUCACCCUUUUCCGUCAUCAGCUCGCCCAUGGGCCCCCACUCCAUGAACUCGCCUGGUAUGGGAUAUGGCCCCAGCGUUAGCCCCCAGCUAAACUCUCCGAUGAACUCGGUCAGCAGCACGGAGGACAUCAAGCCCCCGCUGGGCCUCAACGGCGUGAUGAAGGUUCCCGCCCAGCCCUCAGGCACGGUCCUCUCGCUCACCAAACACAUCUGCGCCAUCUGCGGGGACCGCUCCUCAGGUAAACAUUACGGCGUGUACAGCUGUGAAGGCUGCAAAGGUUUUUUCAAAAGGACUGUGCGCAAAGACCUUUCGUACACCUGUCGCGACAACAAACACUGUGUCAUUGAUAAGCGCCAGAGGAACCGGUGCCAGUACUGCCGCUACCAGAAGUGUCUAGCCAUGGGCAUGAAGAGAGAAGUUUUGUUACAUGCAGCCGUUCAGGAGGAGCGCCAGCGAGCCAAGGAGAGAAAUGAGAACGAGGUGGAGUCCACCAGCUGCGCCAACGAGGACAUGCCCGUAGAGAAGAUUCUGGAGGCCGAGCAGGCGGUGGAACCUAAAACCGAGACCUACAUCGAGACCAACCUUGGAGUGCCAUCCAACUCGCCCAACGACCCGGUAACAAAUAUCUGUCAGGCGGCAGACAAGCAGCUCUUUACUUUGGUGGAGUGGGCCAAGAGGAUCCCACACUUCUCUGAGCUGCCACUGGACGACCAGGUCAUCCUCCUACGAGCAGGUUGGAAUGAACUCCUCAUUGCGUCAUUCUCGCACCGCUCGAUAACGAUCAAAGACGGGAUCCUGUUGGCGACCGGGCUGCACGUCCACCGCAACAGCGCCCAUAGUGCGGGUGUGGGCGCCAUCUUUGACAGAGUGCUUACAGAACUGGUGUCAAAAAUGAGGGACAUGCAGAUGGAUAAGACAGAACUGGGGUGCCUUCGAGCGAUAGUCCUUUUCAACCCAGACUCUAAAGGCUUGUCCAAUCCCGGUGAGGUAGAAGCUCUGAGAGAGAAGGUGUACGCAUCUUUAGAGGCCUACUGCAAACAGAAGUACCCCGACCAGCCUGGCAGAUUUGCCAAACUGUUGCUGCGGCUACCGGCGCUGCGCUCCAUCGGCCUCAAGUGUCUGGAGCACUUGUUCUUCUUCAAGCUCAUCGGCGACACACCCAUCGACACGUUCCUCAUGGAGAUGCUAGAAGCACCACAUCAAAUGACAUAAUAGCAGAGAGGGUUGAGCCCUACUCACCCCCUCCCCCUCCUCAACCAGCCCUGGAUCAGGGUUCUUUAAAAAAAAAAAACUCUCCAGCAGGGGACAGAUCGAGAAAAUGACUUUGGAUGGAGAAUCUCUUCUCAUCCCUCCCUACCCUUCCCCCUGAAAAACAAUGACUUCAUCACGUCUGUGGGUCGGUUUUAUACCUUGUAAAAAAUAUAUAAAUAAGAAAUAUAUAUAUGAGAAAAAUCACAUGGCAACACAUGGACUUAAAGAGGACAAAAGAAACAUAUUGAGCCAUCGAUUUCAUCCUUGCUUUCUCCUACGCUUUGACGAGAUUAAGCAGAGGUGAUCAGGUUUUUAACUCCCACAGUAACGCUUGCAGGUAUUUCGAAAAAGAAAAAACAGCGAUGUCAUAUUUGGAUUCUCAGCGGGACAAUCGUGGACUUAGAGAGCCUUGGGCUGCUUGUACAUGGACCUGAGCCCUUUCUCUCUUUCAGGACUACAUUUUUAAGGAAGGACUGGGGGGGGGUGGAACUCAAAGGAUCUUUUUCCCGCCUGGCUCCUGAACACGUCAGGUCUUGCACUAGCUGUUUUUUUAAGUUUCCUGGAGUCAAACUCAGACUGCGAGUGCUCAAAACCCUCAGGACUCAAUUCCAACAAAUACAACCAUGUCUUACUGUUGUCAGCACUGUGCAACCCCGGGUGGAGGACGACGAAUGACUUCACUAAUCAGCCCUUCACUUAACGCUGUACAAUCCGUGCUAAGGCACACAGGAAGACGCAGGCUGUUGUAAAUUAGCUUUAAGCUACACGAUGCUCUGACAGGCUACCAGCAGGCUGACAACAUUUAUCAUCCUUAUUACGAAACAAUUUUGGCCCUUUUGUCACCUGUCUCCUGUUUUUCGUCCCUUCUCCGACCUCUCCACGUCUCAUUUCAUGUGAAUUUCUGUUUUUUUUUACCACCUCCACACUCAGAAAUCCCUCCACGCAGCGGGUAUUUCCUCAUAUCUACCUGUACAGAAAGUUACAACCGUACACAGUAUUGACGUUAUUUUCACUUGUGAUUUUAAUGCACAAAUACCUCUGUUUCCGUCCCUCCAACCCUCAGCUCGUUGACGCAUUUGCGGGAGAAAAGCGCUCAGCUGAGCCAUUGUUUGUUUAUUUGUUUGUUACUUGGCACUUAACCUCAUAACAGCGGAGUUCCUAAAUGGAAAGCUGAUGUUGACCGUGAUCCGACUCCUGGGGGUGGAUUUGGCUCGAUUUUAAAUGCACCCAUGAUUGUUUUAUCCUAUUCAGAGGCACACUUUGCUCUCUCUGCACUUCUCUGGACCACCAAGUGUCAUUCAAGUCCAACUGAAAUGUUUGUUAUGUUUUUCUCUACAUUUUCUAAAUGCUGCAGCUGCCGCAAAACUAUGCAUCUAGUGCAUUUCCAAAGAUUGUCCUCAGAGCAGGUGCAUGUGAGUGUGGUUCAACCAGGUGUUUGUGAGGUGGGGGUCCGGUAAUAUCUUAUCAAGGUAAUUUUCCUCUCUAUUCAAACAUCAAUUAGUCAUCCUACAUUAUUGUAUUCAGCUAGGAACACUCAUUCAAAGGUGUUUUAUGAAAAAGCAAAGCAGAGUUUAAGGACACGUUUGAAGAGUGCCGAGAAUAAUACGGAAAAAGGACUAAUAGAGAAUUCUGUACGUUUUUUUUGUUAUCCUAUAUUAUUCACCACUUUUUCAUAAGCACCUUGACACAAUCUGGACCCAAAGAAGGAAGAAAAACCCUGAGCACUGUUUUCAUCAGCCUUACAUAAACUUAGAGGAUUGAAGGUCUUUGGCAUACGGAGUCUGUAGUGUGCCACUAUUUUAAGAACAAUUACAAAAAUCUGAGAUUGUUUUAGUUUCAGUAUUCUUCUCAUUUUGCAAUUAUCCACUAAAAAUCAUAAAUAUUUGCUUCGUCACAGAAUAAUAAUUGGAAUUUCAACCAUAGUCAUACUCCUAGUUUUUGACAAGGCUUUUAUUUAAAAUAUAUUCUUUUAGUAUUUCAUGUGGCGAACAUAUUCUACAUUACAAUGAAUUUGCCUGUUGCAUCAAUACUUACAUUUAUAUUUGAUGGCUUUCAUUUGAAGGGUCGGAUGAAAAAACAUAGCAACAAGAGCUUUUAUUGGCCGGCUGUUUGGCUUCUAAUCGUCCCUCCAAGCUCAUUUUAUUUCAGUUUUCGCUUGUAUUUGUCAACGUAUUAAUUGAUAACGAAGAAGUCUGAAACUAAUCUGGUGGCACCAUCAGGACUCCGUACUCCGUAUUGACUCCGACCAAGGCGAUAAUGAAAUAUUGACCAUUACAUUUUUCAUAAUAAUUGGGGUCCAGUUUCACAGUUAACAUUUACUUUCAGUCAAGCAGCAGCCGGGGGAUGAGGCGACUAUUUAAGAGCUUCAAGAGCCCUGUAGUGGACGAAAGGCAGCACUGCGACGUUACUUGAAUUUUUUUUACAAGUAUUUAAUCUGACAAAAGAAUAGCACUUUCUGACUGCGUUAUUAUCAUCAAGCUCAUUUUAAUCAGAUAAACCUCAGUGUCUCUGCUUGUUAAAAAAAGAAGAAGCAAUAAGUGCAGUAUUGGCUUGUGGUGUUUUAAACCAUUUCUAUUACAAACUAUCCAGGUGACAGUAUUAACUGCCAGUCUGAGCUCAGUUUACAGUAUUUAUAUUCUGGAACAAUUGUUCAUAAAUUAAAGAAUUAACUCUUUUUGUAGGACUGGGUUGGAUUUCCUUUUUUUAGAGGUAACAUUUAAAAUCAUAACAGCAGAUAUUCAGCUUUUUUUUGGACUGGGUGACCUAACUUUAAAUUGAACAUCCUCCCGUUCCCUCAGCCUGAUGUCUCUCCUCUUAGUUUACUGUGAUUGGCAGGUCUCUUACUCAAGCCAUAAAGUUAAUAAUGAGCUCAACCGUGCAGGAAAUGAACAGACAAGGAUCUUCUUGACCGGAAAAAGAAAGGAUCACCCGCAUGAAUGCUUUAUAACAUAAAGCUCUAUUUUGUUAAUAUGUAUAUGUGUAUAUAUUUAUAAAUAUAUAUCGACAGAUCUGUUCCUUGAGUAUUUCCGAACAUUGAAAGAGGGAGUCUUCUCAGACCACGCAACCCAAGACUUUUUAAGAAUAUCAGAGGGGUUUGUUUUUGCUAUUGACUUUCUAAAAUGAAUCCUGAUCAACCAGCAGAUUUGAACAAAAAAUCCGCUUAAAAAAAAACAUGAAACAAAUACAAAAAAGGUUAAGACUUUAAAACCCUCCGAAAUGUAUGUGUUGCUUAGCAAUUGUAUGUUGACAAAGUGUAAUCAGGAAUUCAGCUUGUGACACAAUCACUGCUUUCUUUGUGCAUAGACUGUAAAAAAACGAAAAGAAAAAAAAACACUUGGAAAAAAAGAUCUAUUUUUGUACAAAGGUAAUUUUAUCCCCUUGCUUGUGUACUCUGUUCCCUUCUCCUCCUGCGAGCUGUCGUAUACGUCGUGGAAAGCUUAUUCAACAAGGCAAUUUUCAGAUUGAAAGUUUUAAAAGGUGCGAGGAGUCGUCGGCACCUCCUGUCGCCUUUACUUUGCCAUUUUCAACCUGUCGCUGCAAGAUGGGAAAUGUCUUUUCAUUAUAUUUUUGUCCAUUUUUGGAAAAAAAGGCGAUGGAGUUGUUGGUCAUCUGUUCUUUGUGGGUUGUUCUCUGAUGUUCUAUCUUUCAUGGACAGAAAAAAAGGUUAUUAAAAAAAAAAAACUCAAAGUGAACUCGA